CCCUUUCAAGACAAGACAAAUCAAAGGCUCGGAGGCAAAGCAGCUCCCUGAGCUCCGGAGGUCUCCCUCCCUCCCCUCCCUCCCCCCACCCCAGCUCACAGGCCAGCCUCUGUCUAGGGAAGAGGCUUCCAAGCAGCUUUAGAUGAUUAUGGAUUUUCUGAACGAGAAGUUUGCCCUGAAGAGCCAGCCGAGUAAGAACAGUGACUUUUACAUGGGAGCAGGAGGCACUUUGGAGCACGUUAUGGAAACUUUGGACAAUGAGUCCUUUUACAGCAAAACUUCAGCCAGCAAAUGCGUGCAGGCCUUCAACCCUCUGCAAAGGGCUGAGCAUCAUGUGAGGCUCGAGAGGACCUCGCCCUGCCAGGACAAUAAUGUGAACUAUGGGAUUACUAAAGUAGAAGGACAGCCUCUUCACACAGAGCUGAAUAGGCCCAUGGACAAUUGCAACAGUCUUAGGAUGUCUCCAGUGAAAGGGAUGCAGGAGAAGGGAGAACUGGAUGAACUGGGAGAUAAGUGUGACAGCAAUGUCUCCAGCAGUAAGAAGAGGAGACACAGAACUACCUUUACCAGUUUACAGCUGGAGGAACUGGAGAAAGUGUUCCAGAAAACACAUUAUCCUGAUGUAUAUGUAAGAGAACAGCUAGCUCUGAGAACAGAGCUCACUGAGGCCAGAGUCCAGGUUUGGUUCCAAAAUCGAAGAGCCAAAUGGAGAAAAAGAGAACGCUAUGGCCAGAUCCAGCAAGCUAAAAGCCAUUUUGCUGCUACCUAUGAUAUAUCUGUUCUACCGCGGACUGACAGCUACCCACAGAUUCAGAACAAUCUGUGGGCAGGAAAUGCAGCUAGCAGCUCAAUGGUCACUUCCUGCAUGCUACCGCGUGACACUUCCUCCUGUAUGACACCUUAUUCUCACUCACCCCGGACAGAUUCUGGCUACACGGGCUUUUCAAACCACCAGAACCAAUUCAGCCAUGUACCCCUCAACAACUUUUUCACUGACUCUUUACUUUCUGGGGCUACCAACGGACACGCAUUUGAAACCAAGCCAGAAUUUGAAAGGAGGUCCUCCAGUAUUGCCGUUCUACGAAUGAAAGCCAAGGAGCACGCUGCGAACAUUUCCUGGGCCAUGUAAUAUCAUAGUACACGUUCUUUUUUUUUUAAAUAGCAAACUAAAAACAUUCUUAUUUCCCAUAUUUAAAGGACACAACAAUAAGCUGCUGUGUUUGGAAAUGCUAGAGGUCAGGAUAUACAUUGAAGCCUGCUUAAACAAAUACCCUAUAUUAUUUAACCAUAAAACUUAAGGAUAAACCUGAAUAGAUUUACCAAUCUCAACCAUCCUUGUUUUUCAUUUUUUAUGUUUUAUUGUACCAGUUGAUGAAAUACGAUUAUAAAACCUGCAAAAAGAAUAAACCUAUUAAACAAAUACAUCGGCUAUAUUUUGGUAUAUGUCAGUGCUACGUACAAAAGGAAUUCCUUAUUAAUGAAUAGUUGACAAAGGAGGAAGUCUGGUGAGGAAAACACAUUUGUCAUAUCAUGGCUGUGAGGUAAAUCUUUAAGCACAUUGUGUGGGGUGUUAAGCGUAUGAUUCUCCUUCUUGUAAAUAAAUGUUGUAGCUCUAACUCUGUUAGCACUGUGCUGCUGCUUUGGGCCUGAUCCAUUAUUCUGCUACACCCAUUGUACCACCGUAAAACUGGUGUAAUGGAAUGGUGAGUCUGAUCCUUUGCUCAUAUAGACCUGAGUGUGCGCUCAUUAAGUUUCAUGAGAAAUUUGCUCUGGGUUUCAUUGGGAGCAGAAGUCAAUGGCAAAACUCUCACUGAGUUCAGUGGCAGCAGGAUUGGGCUGUAUACGCUCACUGCAUAUUAUAAAGGAAUUAAAACGUCAGCAGACUUUGACAUUUCUGGUGGAAAAAAAAAUAGGGACGGGGGCGGGGGGAAAGAAAAAUACUUUACAUCUGGAGAAUUGCUAUCUGCUUUGAUUUACUUCUCCUCCCUUUCCCCUGUCACAUUCCAGGCUCCUUCAGAUGAGUGAAAUGUCAGGCUCCUUGAAAGCAACAGCCAGUCUCUCAAGUUCAUAAAGGCAAAAUAAAUUAAUUGGAAUAAAGAAGGACUUGCAUGGCUGUGAUUAGAACAGGAUACAGCUCUCCACACAGCCCAUGCUUCUUGCUUUUCUCUCUGGCUACCACUUCGAAGCAAGGGAUGCAGGGGGAAAGCAUUUUUCAUUACAACAAAACUGAACUAAGUGGUAUUAAUAAAACAAAACUACAGGGAUCUAGGGAGUGCUCCUCUUUCUAUUUGAGACAAUGGCCAAGCUUCUAAUGACUUAAAUGUGAGAAGGAUCCAAUCCAUAAUCCUUAAGUACAGUAAAUAAGCCUCACUUUAAAAGCAUUGUUAUUAAUUAGAAAUGAGAUUUUUAUAACAAAAAUUUUAAAUUGGAUGAUUUGAAAAGAAAGUUGUCCUAUGCACAGUCUUUAAGGAAAAGAUCAGCCUUUUAUUCAUUUAUAUACUUGCGGUUUCCUAAUUUUAUUACCCUGCCAAAAUGAGCUUCUUCAAUUUUGGCCGUGGAUAUUGGGGGCAGGGAGAGGAAGGGGGAAUUUUCAGGCUCACAUUUAGCAGCUUUUUUAAUGACCUGUUUAGACAACUGUAAAAUGUGCCUUAUGCUUCAAAGCAGACUGAUUUGUUUUCAACACAUGUAAAGAUACAACGGCUAUACGACACUUGUGCCAUAUGAAGAAGGAUUAAAGUGAUGAAAAUCCAAGCAUUUUUCACAGGUCA
Molecule: messenger RNA, 2768 nt
Organism: Caretta caretta (loggerhead turtle)
Lineage: Eukaryota; Metazoa; Chordata; Testudines; Cheloniidae
Gene: ALX1
Product: ALX homeobox 1
Biological process (GO): embryonic skeletal system morphogenesis; positive regulation of transcription by RNA polymerase II; negative regulation of DNA-templated transcription
Molecular function (GO): DNA-binding transcription activator activity, RNA polymerase II-specific; RNA polymerase II transcription regulatory region sequence-specific DNA binding
Source: RefSeq, a predicted model, not a curated record